UCACGCUCGCUGAGUGGCUGAAGCGCUUUUCGUGCGCUCGAGCUGCAGAUGUCUCGAUCCUCGCGAAGCUGCUGGAUGUGUACGGACCCUGCGCGCUUCUCUUUACGGACGCUCUCUGAAAUAUCGCUUUCUUCUGGAUUGUUAUUCAGUUCUGAUGUUUCUAAAUUGCUCUCCGAUGCAGAGAAAUGGGUAAACUUCAUUCCAAACAUGCUGGUAUUUGUAAAGCGAGGGAGAGCCCUGAAGGCGAUAGUUUUGUAGUUAACGCAUGUCUGGCGAGGAAAGGACUGGACGAUUGGAUGGUUAAACAGAAGUAUUACUGCUCGAGUUCUCGCGUAGAUCAACAGGACUGCCAACAGAAAGAUACCUGCGGACUGUCUCAUCGGAACCCAUUGGAUGAAGGUUGUGCAGAGGGUAUCAGUGAUGAUAACUAUCAUUUAGAAGUGGCCCUUCCCCCUGAGAAGACUGACAGCUACAGUGCUGAAGAGAGAAUGCAGGACACUGAGGGGUCUGUCCCUGUCGGACCACACAAACAACUACAGUUUGAGGAGUUAGAGUGUGCUGUAUCAGUAGAGGAAGAUAACAGGCAGGAGUGGACUUUCACCCUUUACGACUUUGAUAACAAUGGCAAGGUCACAAGAGAGGACAUCACCAGUCUCCUGCACACUAUAUACGAGGUGGUGGACGCUUCAGUGAAUCACUCUCCCAGCAGCAGUAAGACCCUCAGAGUGAAGCUCUCUGUCGCUCCAGACUCCAGCCAGAGAUGGAGGAACUGCACUCAGACCAACACGGAUACUCCCCAUCCCAGACAUAAGGAGGAAAAGUGCAUUGGGAACUUUAAAACUUCAGAGAAAAAGUCAAAAGUGUUAUUUAGGCGUUACCAUGGCGACCACCACAACCAGCAGGGCUGCCAGAGACAUUGUGUAGAUGAGAACUUGGAGAGACGAAACCAUUAUCUUGACCUAGCCGGCAUUGAAAACUACACAUCCCGAUUUGGAACAGCAGCUCCUGCCACAGAGCCAACAAAACCCAACCAAGCCACCCGGCCAUCCAAUCAAACACGCUGUCGUUCUCACGAACCCGAGAACGGCCAUGCUUACCCCGCUCACCAUCGGCGUUUACCGACUAUCUCAACGGAGAAUCCUGCCCUCCUCACCCGGCACACACACACAUUCCAUUCCCCCAAAUCACACCGUACCCCACCUGCUCAGGCCUCCGCUGGUCGUUUGAUGAAAAGAGGAGCACCCCCUCCCUCAGCAGUGCCCAGCCAGACCCCUCCACACCAAAGCUCAGGACCGUACCGACGACACAAACAGAGGCCUAAAGAAGGGCUCCACUAUCGGGCUAUGGGUCCGACUGUGACGUCCGGACCAGUAGUGGAGAAAGAACAUGUGAGGGAUCUGCCCAGUCUGAUGCUGUAUGAAGGAGGACUAGCUCAGGUGGUCCAGCGGCAUGAGCAUCAUCACCAUCAUGAACAUCAUCAUCACUACCAUCACUUCUAUCAGUCCUGAAGAGAUGAUCAGUCAAACAGUGUCACACAGGCACAUACUUACAGGAUAUUGAUAAGAAGAAACACAUGGAAUGGCCAACUUAAGGCUGAGAAGGACAGAAGGCAUCAUAAUAAUGCCGACAGACUGUGUAUGUCGGUAUGUGUGUGCAUCUGUAUAUAUAAAUGUGUGUGUGAAGAUUGUGUGUGAAGGUGGUAUGUAUGUUUGAGUAUGUGCUCACUCAUGUAUUCAGUCCUGUCUUUGAGAGCAGGGGCUUUGGACAGAUUUACAAACUAAGUAAGGGCUCUUUCUCUCUCUCUCUCUCUCUCUCUCUCUCUCACUUUUCCUGUCUCUUUGCAUCGCCCUCUCUCAAUGCUUAUCUGAAAAUCUGUAUGAAUGUCUCAAUGCCCACUGAGGUUGAAAUGGUGGUCAGUCGUGUUAAAUGAAGAACUCUGAGUUGUCAAACCACUUUUGAAGGAAUAC
Messenger RNA from Xyrauchen texanus (razorback sucker), 1967 nucleotides. RefSeq names its product protein naked cuticle homolog 1. Gene Ontology annotation, cellular component: cytoplasm. NCBI's taxonomy places the organism in Eukaryota, Metazoa, Chordata, Actinopteri, Cypriniformes, Catostomidae. Gene Ontology annotation, biological process: negative regulation of Wnt signaling pathway. The coding region runs from base 186 to 1508 and encodes 440 amino acids. The record is from RefSeq and is a predicted model, not a curated record. The transcript is spliced from 10 exons. Gene Ontology annotation, molecular function: calcium ion binding.